AGAGCAAACUUAAAGUACAGCUAUGUUCGCUUUGUUAACGUUAUUAGCUAAAUUAACUUUAUAUUAAGUAGAGUAAAGACUUGUCGCUGCAUCUGGACAACAGAAGUACCAGUUGGUGAAGAGUGCCCUGCCAAGUAAAUGUCCCAUAGCCACCAGUUAAAACAGAAUUUUGAUGCAAAAGUGCAAAAGGUCAGUGGAUUCAGCAGAGUCCUGUGUAAAAAGUGGCAGAGAUGGUGGCCGUAGGAGAGGAGACGAGGACAACAACAGUGCUCUUCCCCAAUCCUACCCGGAGGCUUUUGUCUCAGGGGAAUGGGACAUCAAAUGGGAGGACGCUUGGGAAGCAGAGUUUAUUCAAGCAGGAUGUGAAGCAAGAUACGGGCAAGGUAAACCACUCUGAGAGCAAGCAGCACGUGUUCACUCAUGGUCUCCAUCGCCUACAUCAUUUCUCCUGUGACAGCCCUGUACAGUUCAUGAUGUAUUCUGAGGCUGCAGCAGCAUUUAUUAGCCUCCAUUCAGACAACACAGUUUGCCUUUACAAAGCUGAUGGCCACAAGCAGACGACCUCAGCACACCUCCCUUUCAUGGGCCUGACCGACACAAAGAUCCCUGGCUAUGUGGUGGGUUGGGGCCCAGGGCCUGUCUUCACACUGCUGGACCAUGACUUACGCCCCCUGGAUGCUGCUCAUGAUGCCCUGGACAUACGUGUGUGUCAGGCUGCAGAGCACUCCGCAGAGGUGGUGACUGCAGGUUUUGGCAAUGUGUGUGUGUGGUCAGUGAUGCUCAUGAGGUGUAUGGUGAAGAUACAGGAGGAGCUGCAACACAGCACUUUCACUCAAAUGGCAUUGGCUCCCCCGCGAUCUGACAAGCCCCACAGAGCCUUCGUUGUGUGCAGGCGGGUUGUGACGGUGGUUGACCUUGAUGAUAGGAAAGUUUUGGAGCACAAGAGGGAUCUCUGCUCACGAGAUAUCACUGCAAUUACGUACUGCUCUCAACUGGGCUGUUUGAUCACUGCAUGUGAGGAGCUCUCCAUUAGAAUAUGGGGUCCAGAUUGGGAACUUCGUGCGACUUUUGUAGGACACACUGGUGUGGUGAACUCUUUGUUUUACUCGUCUGCGUUAAACAUGCUGUUAUCAGCCUCUGUGGAUUGUACGAUCUGUUGCUGGAACGUGGAAAAGGGUGACAUGGUCACAUGUGUCCACACAGAGCAGGAAAACCCUCUCUUGUGCAUUGGAGGCACUAAAACAGGAGAUAUUUUCUCCUCCUCUCACCAGGGAGUUGACAUGUGGACCAUCAGAACCUUGUACACCCUCCACUGUAAACUUAGAGAGGAUGAAGGAGCCCCACUGAGACAAAUCCUAGCUUCCCCCUUCCCUGCUCCUUACCCUGCACGACUCCUCUGUGUGAGCAGGGACAGUGAUAUCACGCUUUUGGCUGCAGAGACAGGAGCAGUGUUGACUUCCUUCAAGGCAAAGCAGAGGAUUUUGUGUGCCGAGUACUGCCUGCAAAAAGAGCUUCUGCUGGCUCUGACUGACACAGGUACACUGCUCCAAGCCAACACACUCACUAAUCCAAUCUCUUUGAUGCAAGAGUGGAAGGGGAGAGGCCAGGGGCCCUGGCAACAUGGGGAACAUGUGACUGAGAAUAAGGCCCAGCAUCUGCCGAUCCCUGGCCCAGCUUGCUGUCUGAUACUCUACAGUAAUGUGGCUGAAACACAGGCAUCUAUAGAGGAGUGGAGAAGUUUGCAGGAGGCAAGAGGAUACAGUCAGAGGGACGAGACAGCCCUUGAUGAUGACAAGAAUAAGUUUUUGAUCAUUCUUGGCCAAAGUGGAGGCUGUGUGAGUGUUCUGGAAAUUGAUAAUGGGAAGGUCUUGCACAGGGUGCCAGCACACAAUGGCCAGAAAGUCACCACAAUGCAGGUGUAUCCUGAGAACAGUUACCUCCUAUCUGCAGGUGAGGACAUGACAGUGGUAGUGUGGAGAGUAAACCCGCAUUUCCAGGAGUGUCUCAGCCAACAGCUGAGCCUGCACUGUGGCCAGCCUCAAGUCUGCCUGGCAGCGCUGGGGCUCCAGCUGGCUCUGACCUUUCAAGAACCCAGCAGUGACCCCUACAAUCUGAUACACUUUAACCUACUCAACCAGAGCCAGACUGAUCACCUAACCAAGGGAGGACAUGCAGACCACUUCACAGGAUUGUGUGUAUGUCCUGAUCUGGAGGUCUUUGUCUCCAGCAGUCUAGAUGGGACAGUGUGUAUGUGGAGCAAGGAGAAUCACCUCAUCAGGACACUGCAGCUAAAUGCAGUGCCUGAGUGUCUGGCUUACAGUAGGUGUGGAGGGGAAUUGUUUCUUGGCAUCAAAGGGGAUCUGUACAAGAUGAACUGUGCAGACUUCCUGCCACACAACUAUCAACAAAUGCGCCUUUACACUUAUUGUUCCGAGCCCCUUCCUGACAUCCACACUGUUGAGAAUAAAGAAAAGUGCAGCAAAAGAAAGAAUGCAAGCACAAAAAAAUACAAGGAAAAGGAGCUGUCAGCAGUCACCAGCAAUUUAUUACUGACCCAAGACAUGUGGAGAUACAAGGAGUAUGAGAGCUCAGUGACUCCAAACAUGGACCUAGGUGCACUCCGAUGCAAAAAAGGGAAGCCUUUCUCUACAAAGGAAAUCAGGAAAGACGCUUUUGAUCGCUACAUGAAGAUAAUAUAUGGGUUGCCCCACAAUAUUAAGAUUGAUUUGGAGGACACCUUUGACCCAGAUAAACUUGAGAUAAACACAGUUUAUCCUGAACCAAAUGAUGACAAGCCUCAUAAUCUUCCAACCUUAAUGGAGGAUGUCUGUCCUGAGCCUAUAAAGAUUCCUGUGAAUGUGGAGAGAAAGAAGGAGAAAAAAGCUCCAGCAACAAUCUCUAAGCCAAAGACCCUAAUGAAAAUCAAGCCACAGCCUGUUGACAGACUGACACCCAAAAAACCCAUCAGAGUGAAGUAUGAAGAGCCUCCAGAGAUCAUUUCUCCAACAGAGCAACCCAAACCCAUAACUCCUACUCCACGUCCUCACCAUCCAACAACCCUAACACCACGGGAACCCACCCCUACAGUGCCAACAUUCCUCAAACAGUUUGCGGAUGCUGAUUGGUUUAAAGAUCUGUAUCCCGAUAAAAAGUGUAUCCCCAGCACCCUGUCACCUGGGGAUUUCUCCCUGCAGCUGCUGGGCCGUCUAAACACCUGCAGCACUCCAUUUAAGCUGAAGAUCCUGGCUGCACUGCAGGCACUGCACAGCCAGGGACUCUUACACAAUACAGACAGGCUUUACCAAGACCUCAUUGACCUGGUGCCCAAAUUUGCACGACCUCACAUGUCAUCUGAGGAACGGGCUGCGCUUGGUGAAAUGUUGAAUCUGUUGAUGCAUCUCAAAUCUGUCAGCUGUGACUUUGUGAAAAAGCUGCUCACUCUUCUGGCUCUUAAAAAACUGGGUCUGCGAGAAAUAGUGCUGCGCAUACUUACUGCAUUAGGUGUAAAUGAGGCUGAGCAGUGGUUGUGGCCAGAGUUGGAGAGCUGGGACUCGGAGCUGCAGGACCAGUCUAACAUCUGGAAGAGCCUCCAUGACAGAGCAGAUUCUUGGCUGCAGAUAUGGAUCAACAAAUACAAAGUCAGACAUUUCAUUUAAAUUUUAAAUAAGUUUAU
Messenger RNA from Epinephelus lanceolatus (giant grouper), 3673 nucleotides. RefSeq names its product WD repeat domain 97 (gene wdr97). Gene Ontology annotation, molecular function: protein binding. The record is from RefSeq and is a predicted model, not a curated record. NCBI's taxonomy places the organism in Eukaryota, Metazoa, Chordata, Actinopteri, Perciformes, Serranidae.